Sphaeramia orbicularis (orbiculate cardinalfish) is the source of this 4138-nucleotide messenger RNA. Its product is annotated as radixin-like. The coding region runs from base 281 to 2014 and encodes 577 amino acids. The record is from RefSeq and is a predicted model, not a curated record. Gene Ontology annotation, molecular function: actin binding. The transcript has 15 exons. NCBI's taxonomy places the organism in Eukaryota, Metazoa, Chordata, Actinopteri, Kurtiformes, Apogonidae. Gene Ontology annotation, cellular component: cytoskeleton.
ACGGGCACCCCAAAUCGCCUUAUGGUUAGACUUCAGCGGUUUUCUCUAUGUCUGUCUGUGGGAAUUUGUUUUGGCUAAAGCACAGAGAGACACGGUACCGGGACUGAAACGGCUUUCACGACGCGGAUACCUGGCCGUAUUUGAAGAUACCUUGAAGAUAGCUUUUGUCGUCUAUUGAUAGACACUCUUUCGUCCCCGGUUCUGUCUUCUAGGUUUUGUUGCCGUCCUCAGACGGAUUUGUCCUCUCAGCUGUCGGGUGUAGGGAGGAGAGGAAGCAAACAUGCCGAAACCGAUCAAUGUCCGUGUGACCACCAUGGAUGCAGAACUGGAGUUUGCUAUCCAGCCAAAUACCACAGGAAAGCAGCUCUUUGACCAGGUGGUAAAGACGGUGGGGCUGCGGGAGGUCUGGUUCUUCGGCCUGCAGUACGUGGACAGUAAGGGUUACAUCACGUGGCUAAAACUCAAUAAGAAGGUAACCCAACAGGAUGUGAAGAAGGAGAACCCUCUCCAGUUUAAGUUCAGAGCCAAGUUCUUCCCUGAGGACGUCUCAGAGGAACUCAUCCAGGAGAUUACCCAGAGACUGUUCUUCCUGCAGGUAAAGGAGGGCAUCCUGAACGAUGAGAACUACUGUCCUCCAGAGACAGCUGUGCUUCUGGCAUCAUAUGCUGUCCAGGCCAAGUAUGGAGAUUAUAACAAAGAUGUCCACAAGCCUGGAUACCUCACACAUGAUAGAUUGCUUCCUCAGAGAGUCCUGGAGCAGCAUAAGCUGACCAAGGAGCAGUGGGAGGACAGGAUACAGACUUGGCAUGAGGAACACAGAGGAAUGCUCAGAGAGGAUUCUAUGAUGGAAUAUCUGAAAAUUGCCCAGGACUUGGAGAUGUAUGGAGUCAACUACUUUGAGAUCAAAAAUAAGAAGGGCACACAGCUGUGGCUGGGAGUGGAUGCCCUCGGACUGAACAUCUAUGAACAUGAAGACAAGUUGACACCAAAGAUUGGCUUCCCCUGGAGUGAGAUUAGAAACAUCUCUUUUAAUGACAAGAAGUUCGUCAUCAAACCUAUUGAUAAGAAAGCUCCUGACUUUGUGUUUUAUGCUCCACGACUGCGCAUCAACAAGCGUAUCUUGGCUUUGUGUAUGGGUAACCAUGAGCUGUACAUGAGGAGGAGGAAGCCUGAUACCAUCGAGGUGCAGCAGAUGAAGGCUCAGGCCAGGGAGGAGAAGCACCACAAACAGAUGGAGAGGGCUCAGCUGGAGAAUGAGAAAAAGAAACGAGAGCACGCAGAGAAAGAGAAGGAGAGGAUAGAGCGUGAGAAGGAAGAGCUCAUGGAGAGGCUGAGACAGAUUGAAGAGCAGACAAUGCGGGCUCAGAAAGAACUGGAGGAACAGACUCGUCGGGCCAUGGAGCUGGAGCAGGAGAGGAAGAGAGCAAGGGAAGAGGCAGAGCGACUGGAGAAGGAGAGGCAAAUGGCUGAGGAGGCCAAGGCUGAGCUGGCCAAACAGGCUGCAGAUCAGCAGAAGAACCAGGAACAGCUGGCAGCUGAACUGGCUGAAUUCACAGCUAAGAUCUCUUUGCUGGAAGAGGCCAAAAGGAAGAAGGAGGAUGAGGCCACAGAAUGGCAGCACAAGGCUCUGUCAGCCCAGGAUGACCUGGAGAAGACCAAGGAGGAGCUGAAGACGGCCAUGAUGGUGGUCCCAACUCAGGCUGAGAGCGAGCACGACGAACAAGACGAGAACCACGCAGAGGCCAGCGCCGAGCUCUCCAAUGAGGGCGUGAGUCAGCUGGACCUGCGCAGCGAGGAGGAGCGGGUCACCGAAGCCCAGAAGAACGAACGGGUCAAGAAACAGCUGCAGACAUUAAGCUCCGAGUUGGCCCAGGCCCGAGACGAAACCAAGAAGACGCAGAACGACGUGCUACACGCCGAGAACGUCAAAGCCGGCCGAGACAAAUACAAGACAUUGCGCCAGAUCCGACAGGGCAACACGAAGCAGCGCAUUGACGAGUUCGAGUCCAUGUGAGGACGGCGCCUCUGCCCCCUCAUCCCGUUGGUCCCUCAGGGCUACCUGGUCCUGAACUGUUCCCAGCGGCUGCUCGCUUUUCACGGACAAAAGAUGUUGCCGUCCUUGUUAUCUCAUUGAGUCCCAACCCAGGCAAUCUGGAGAAAUAAUCUAGUGAAUCUUUGCCAAAGUCCCGCCCCACAUGGUCAGAUGUCUCUGAUACGGAGCUGCCUACAUGCCACUCUGAACCGGCAACUUCUCCUCGUACCCGAGAGAACAUCUGUCAACCUUCUGUGCAGUGGAAAAAAACAAACUGUCAAACCAAAUUAGAACCAAUUGGAUAUUUUUUUUUUUGUACAAACAUGGCCAUAUAAAAUCUGUAGAUGUUUGUUUUGCUUGAUGACUUGUAUGCAAAGCUUUAGUUAAAGGUUUCCUGUCCUCGUAUAGGUUCAUUUCCUCUGCUUUUGUUCGACUUGUUUUAUUGACGCCCUUUUUUUUAAGUUGUCUGUUGUACUUGUUGAGGCCAGGUUUAGUCCAAAGGCAGGGGAUAUUUUCAUUCAGCGUCAAAUCCUAAUUGUAUAUGUGAUCACAGAGCUGAGGUCUUUUCACUCUUCUCAAUUAAACUAGUUAGAAACUGUCAUUUAGAGGAGAUACUGCAGUAUUUUAAUAGUUUUAAUUCAGGCUCAAAGUCACAAAUAUCUGCAUUCACAAUCCUUUCUGUGGAUGACUUUAAAGUGAAUCGACCCUUUCGAGGUCACAUGGCAUAUUUGAUGAAUGAAUGUAGCAAAGGUAUUAAAGGGAAAGUAUUUUUACCUGCAGAGGUGAUAGGAUAGCAUGUACCAAGCUUGUGCCACUGAGCUAUCGCCCUCUCUGAAAAGUGUUGAUGAACAUAAGCUAAUCGGUAUGUGUGGGUUUUCCCAGCUGCAUCCCCGUGUUUGAGGUCAGUCACCGUCGAUGGUUUUCUCUGCCUACCAGCUCACAAAGGAGGCCGGCGUUGAACUUCACGGACAGACCGAGUAUCAGACAGCUGCUGCUCUGUCUGUCCUGCUCUUGGAGUGUCUGUGGGAGUGAAUGUGAAUGGGAGUGAACGCUGAGGCUGGCACCUCUCUGGCUGGGGAGCUUAUGAAAACAUCAGUCCUCGACCCGGGACAAAUCUCUACCUCAGUAAAUGUUCGCAGUGGUGACUGACCGUCAAACACAUGGGACGGCCCCUCCCCCUUCCUCCCAAAAAAUAACAUCAUAAGGUCAUUAUUUUAGUUGGUUACUGUUACAUCUUUGCUUUGUGGCUGCUUACAAAAGAGGUGUCUCAGCCUUUCUUCGUCAUCAUCUUGUCCCUUAAGUUUCUUCAAAAAACAAAAACAAAUGAGGAAAUUAUGCUGCAAAUCUAAUGGAGAAGUACUGUUACAGUUUUAAAAUCAUCAGACUCAUGUAAAACCAAAUGACCUGCAUCAGCUCCAAACUGUCCACCUCAUGGGAUUUCCUUCAGAUAAAAAAAAACAAAAAAAAAACAGGUUAAUUAAAGGGACAAAUCCAGCUCCAGAAAUGGACAACAGGCCAAUUUCUGCCUCUAAAAUCAUGCUGAACAUCUUUCUUUGCUCAGACAACAAAUGGACUCCACCUUUGUACGGUUGGAAAUAUGUUCCAGGGUGUGUUCUUGAAAUGAGUGAACACAAUUUUUUUGUUUUAAAUUAAGAAAAGUAUGUUUGUUUGGGUUUUUUUUUUGUUAAAGCUCAACGUGACGGCUGGUGCAGCUGGAUGUUUUUUUUUUUUUUCUUAAAGUACUAAAGUACAAAAUGUGACACUGAAGCCUGCCUUGUGUGUUUAACCUCUCAGUGUCCAUUGUUUUGCAUCAUGUUUGCCACAGCGGGUCAAAAAUUAUCCUGUGCUUCCAGCUUUUAUUUUCACAUCGUAUUUGAAGACCCUCAGUCCGCAGCGCGCAUCACUCUGCAGCUUCAUUGGAGGAGAGAGCACCUUGGGACACGCCCCCUCCAGUGAACUGGUGUCUGCUCUGAUGCCUGCUGUGGCACCAGCUGUCACGUCUGGCUCAUUUUUCCCUUUACGUUUCUAUUAGGGUUCGUUAAGAUAGGUGGCACAGAUGGAUUACAGUCGAUUUCAUUUGUUCACAAAUAAAAGUUUUAAAUUUUC